ACACACACACUCUCCCGCGCGCGCACUGCCCGCAACAGCUUACACAGCACGCGCGCUCACACUAUCUCUCUCUCUCACACACACACACACAAUACACACACACACACACAGAGUCGCGCGCGCUCAGUAGGAGCAGCAGUAGGAGGCACGUGCUGCUGGGCUUCAGCACCGGGACAGCUCCCGUGCGCGCGCUCUAGUCCCCCGUGCUCCGGUCCGCCGUUGCCCCCUGCGCGCGGGCGCGGGGCUGUUGCCAUGGCCACCGUGCUGCAGGGUCAGAAGCAGCUCCUGGAGAAGUUUUGGAGAGGCGCGUGCAGAGCCGUAACCACGCCCCGCCCGGAGAGCGUCAUCAUCGCCAGCAUCGCCGCGCGCAGAGCGCUCAGCAGCAGCAGCGCGUUGAUGCCCAAAUGCGGUGAAACCUCUCUACAGCCGGCAGAACCACCAGAGCCAGAACCAGAACCAGAACCAGAACUGGAGAUAAAGUCCAUGCAGAGGAAGCGGCACACCAAAUGCAGCCGAACCCGGAAACACCAUAGUCGCCAUCGCUCUCGCAGUGUGUCGUCUGAUGGUGAAUUCUCCCCCCGGCCGAUGUCUAAAUCAAAGAAGAAGAAGAAGAAAUCAGAGAGGAAGAGGAGGAGAGAACGGUCAUCCUCCGCUAGCGUGUCACCGGUAAGGAAGAAGAAGAAGAAGAAGAGCUCGAAGAAGAGGAAGCAGCACAGGUCUGCUUCCAAGAAGAGACGGCACAGCUCUUCCUGCAGCAGACGCAAAAGGAAGGAGGAGAGAAGAAAACAUAAAAAGAGGUCUCGGAGCGACUCCCAUCACAAACACCGUCUGAGGAGGGCAGAGCCUCACAGCCCUGACUGGACACCUACAGCCAUAGAUAACAGAUCUGAAGAUCAUGGUAAAUCUGGCUGUGGAGACGGCACUCAUCCUCCGGGGGACCUCAGGAGAAGUUUAGAGUGGGGGUCAGCCGUCAAGCUAGCCAAUAAAAUCCCCUCUAAGUGCUGCAAUAUGCUGCCUGAAUGCUCUGUCGGACUCUCGCGCCCUGGGCUUGAAUCUUUAAGCAAAGCGGGCGACGGCCAGGCCUCGCUGUCCAAUCAGGGCAAAGGGCACCCAGAUUACGAUUCAGGAAAUGACACGUCUUCUCCACCGUCCACCAAAACCGGCAUCUCCAGAGCGAAGGCUGUGGGGAAGGCAGCGUCUCCGGAGAAGCUCCGGUUUACGGACAGGGACAACGCCUCAGAUUCCGGAAACUCGCUGACCAGCUACCACUCCGCGGGUAAAACAGCACCGAGCAAAAGCACCCUGUCCGGCUCCGCGUUCAAAAAGAUCAAACGGGAAGAGCGAAAUCUGAGGUUGCAGCCUGCGGGACGUGGAUCUGCUCGGAGUUUCAGUCCGAAUAACAGCAGAUAUCGUUCAGAAUCUCGGUCCCGCAGCCGGAGCAGAUCAUCCCGAAGCUCCCGACACUGGGGACGCUACUCCAGGAGCAAGUCCCUGUCCUCCAGCCACAGGUCGUAUUCCCGAUUGUCGAGUUACUCGCGAGACUCAAGGAGGGGAAGUGUCUGCAGUGUGGGAAGCCGGCGGAGCCUGAAGCACUCGAGAUACACCCCGGACAGGACCCGGGAGAGGAAGCGAGGCUCUGGAUCCAGCGAGAACCAAUCAAAACGAAGGAGGAAGAGCCGCCGGAGACGAGCUUCCACACCACUGAGGAAGAGGAGGAGAGAUUCACCCAGUCAUCUGGAGGCUCGCAGAAUUACCAGUGCGAGGAAGAGACCCAUCCCGUACUACCGGCCGAGUCCGUCCUCGUCCUCCAGCUGCAGCAGUCUGUCCUCCUGGAGUCUGUUCUCCCUGAACCGCAGUCCGACCCGCAGCCGCAGUCGCUCGCAGUCCCGCAGCUGCAGCCGCAGCUCAUCCUGGAACUCUCUCUACAGCCGCAGUCGGAGUCGCAGCCGGAGCUACGAUUCUUUAGCGAGCUACAGCCGAGCGCGACGCUAAUCUACGACUUACGCUGAAUUUUAUUCGGAAACAAUAACGUAAAGAGCUGAAGGAGUUCAGGACGGUUCUGGUUGGUUCAGGAUGUCGGUGUUGAGUGUUCUGUAUUUGGGACGACUCUGGGAUGACUCUCUGAAACUUUACGUAUUUCAGUUUUUCCUUCUUUCAAAUGUUUAAAAAAAUUCACUGGAUUUGUUUUUCCGAAGAGAAACGUCAACUUUAUCAUCUUUCUGCUGUUUUUGGUUUUUGAAGCUUCAUGAGCUGCAGUGCCAAAAACUGUUUGCGAUUGUUUAAGAAUCAGCACGACUUUCCUUGUUGAAUUUUUUUGUUUUUUUUUGUCAAAAAAUCUUCAAACAGAGGCAUAAACUAAUAAUUAACAUCUAAUACUUGAUGCAGUUUUGCAGAGUAGAAUAUACUGAUACAGCACAAUAUCCAUAUUUUCUUACAGCCUUGAUAUUUAUGUUAAUCUCAUUGAUUGGUCUGGUUUACUCAUACUCGAAUCACAUGACUGAUAAAACUAGUUGAAUUAGCUUUGCUUUUUUACGUAUUACAUUUUAUUUCUCUUUCAAAUUUUAGCGUAUUUUGAUUUUUAUAUUUUUU
Messenger RNA from Astyanax mexicanus (Mexican tetra), 2589 nucleotides. RefSeq names its product serine/arginine repetitive matrix 4 (gene srrm4). Gene Ontology annotation, cellular component: nucleus. Gene Ontology annotation, biological process: mRNA processing; neuron maturation; regulation of RNA splicing. Bases 253 to 1992 code for a protein of 579 amino acids. NCBI's taxonomy places the organism in Eukaryota, Metazoa, Chordata, Actinopteri, Characiformes, Acestrorhamphidae. Gene Ontology annotation, molecular function: mRNA binding. The transcript has 13 exons. The record is from RefSeq and is a predicted model, not a curated record.